AUGCUGUCUGGAUCUGGAACACGACUCCGUCUCCUGUUUGGGCAACUGCUGGCUAAUGGACAGUUCAAUACUCCAGUGUCACAGUCUCUGAGACCUGGUAUCCUAGGCUCAUUAGCACUGUCCAGCACUGAUCAGAACAGAAGCCCAGAACCACUUACCUCAGCUGAGAAGAUUUACAAAGUGCCUCGUGGCUGCAAACCCUCUACAUUUGAUAAGAAAAUUCUCCUGUGGACUAGGCGCUUCAAGACAGAAGAUGAAAUUCCUCCAAGGAUACCUCUGGAGAUGCUGGAUGCUGCCAGGAAUAAAGCUCGAGUCAAGACCUGUUACAUAAUGAUUGGCCUCACCAUUGUGGCCUGCUUUGCUGUGAUUGCCUCUGCUAAAAGAGCUGCUGAACGCCAUGAAACUCUCACUAGCUGGAAUCUAGCAAAGAAAGCCAAGUGGCGUGAAGAAGCUGCCACAGCUGCCGAGUCCAAGGCUAAAUAG
This is a messenger RNA of Sphaerodactylus townsendi, 483 nucleotides long. RefSeq names its product family with sequence similarity 162 member B (gene FAM162B). The record is from RefSeq and is a predicted model, not a curated record. NCBI's taxonomy places the organism in Eukaryota, Metazoa, Chordata, Lepidosauria, Squamata, Sphaerodactylidae. The transcript has 4 exons. Bases 1 to 483 code for a protein of 160 amino acids.